Drosophila rhopaloa is the source of this 6154-nucleotide messenger RNA. Its product is annotated as formin-J. The transcript has 7 exons. The record is from RefSeq and is a predicted model, not a curated record. Bases 973 to 5343 code for a protein of 1456 amino acids. NCBI's taxonomy places the organism in Eukaryota, Metazoa, Arthropoda, Insecta, Diptera, Drosophilidae.
CGUUUCAGUUUGUAUUUUGCGGAUGUCGCGGGAGGUUCGUGCGUUCGCUCCGUUGUCGGUGUUUGGAAUUGAAUGUUUUUGAAACGGUGAUCGGGUCUUUUGUACGCCGGUACUUUGCAUAAAAUAAAAUCAAAAUUAAAAAAUACAAUGCCGUUACAAGUUCCAAUUGGAAAAUAAGUGCGGGAUACCCCUGAGUUCUUCGGAUCUCCUCGGAUUCUGCCUCCCACAGAGGCGCAACAGUUGUUUUGAAAUAAGAAUCUGUAUGGAAAUGAUAUCCGUGUGUGUUUUCGAAGAGUUAAACAAGAAGUUGGAUUUGUUAUUGGAAAGUACAAACACACAGCAGCACUUCUCCCAUAGACACACACUCGAUGCGGCCGAGCCAACAAAUCCCCAACAAAUCUUAAACCAGUUUUAAGAUACAUAUUCUUGGUGUCAGUGUGUGCAUGUUGAUUUUUUCUGGCAUUGUUUUCGUUUUUUUAUUUCGUGCUGCUGGCUCUGCAUCUUUUUUGUGUACCCUUUUCGCUUGCCUCUGCCUCUAAUCGCGUUUCCAUUUUCUGGCCGCCGUCCAGAUCCGAGGUUUUGGGUUUGGGCUCGUGGUCCGGCCGAGCAACAAGUACCCCUGCCUAGUACCUAUUGCUAUAUCCAUACCCAUACCAAGUGCCUGCCCGCGUCUCGCUCCGUCUCCCACCUGAAAACCCGAAAAACACGGAAAGAAACGAGCUUAGAUUCUAACGAGAUCAGCACGCCAGUUGGUAAUUGUGCCCCAAUUGGUCCAUUUUGACUGCUCUACGCGGCACCACGAAAAUCCGGCGUAGAUCGCACCAAUAAAUUUAAAAGACUACCAACAAAAGAGCUUCGAACAAUGUAACGACUACUUAAACGAUCUAAACACAAUCGAAAGGCGGAAAAUCAUCGUAUUGCCCAAAAAUAAAAUUGAACAGACCUCAAAACCACUUCAGCGAAAUCAGCAGCAUGUCUUCCGGCCUGAUGUCGUGUGUGAGGGAAAACUCGCCGCCGCUGGAAUCGGAGUUGGAUGCCAGUGCCGGUGGCCCAUUGUCGUUGCCGGAGGGCCACGCCCACGCAGUCACCUCCACGCCCAUCUCCAGUCCAGGAAACGAUGCCCACCAGUCCCCGACCGCCGAGCAACAACAUCAGCAACAAAAGCGUCGUCGCUUCCACCCGCUCCGCAACCUGCGUCGCAUCUUCCGGCGCCGUACAAUCAACAGCUCUGCGGAUAGUCCUGCAGCCUGUCCGUCGCCAGGACCCGGAUCCUGCAACACCUUGCCACCACCCGCCAGUAGCAGCAGUGAGAAGAACCUGCGCAGCGGGGUAGUCCUGCCGUCGGGAUCGCCUCUGAAUCCCCAACAGCUGGGCGAGAGCUACCAGACCCAGUCGCUACCCAAGUCCAAAUCCUACGGCUCCCAUCGCGAUGAACUGCUGAGCGUGCUCCUCGGCAAGAAGCGGGCCAGCAAGCAGGACCACAGCCAGGUCGCAGGGCACUCCCAGCUCCAGACCCAGUCCCAGUCCCAAUCACAUUCGCAGGCCCAACAGGAAGCCAUGUUCCAGGCCCAGCGUCAGCAUGGGGGCGUGGCCGUCUUUCCCGACGCCCUCGGCUUGAGCCGGAGCAGCUACUUCGCGGAGCAGCGAAUCCAACAGCGCCAUCUGCGCAGCGUGGGUGACUCCUCGCAGGAGCUGGAGUCGGGCUCCGGCUCGGGAUCAGGAUCGGGAUCGGCAUCAGGACCUAGUGGUGCCGCAGACAUCUCCGACAGCCAGCGCAGCCUCAGCGAGGGUCGCCUCCUGGAUGUGGACGGGGAUUACUCCCGAGAUACCUUGUCUCAGUCCCACGAUAGCGUCUUCUCCGAAUCGGCAACAGCCAGCAGUCUAUCCAUUGUACUCAAGGCGGAACUCACAGAUGUCUUGCGCAAGCGACGCAAUCGACCCGAUGCCUCCGACGAGGAUCUGGGUCUGCCCCGCAGCCCGGCCUCUCCCCAACGAAGGGCAGCGGGUGGUACCAGCAGCAGGAACGCCUCCGGCGUGGGUCACCAGUCGCGGGGUCACCAGAGCGAGGUGUCCUCGCUCAGCCUGUUAAGUGUUAACAGUGCCGAGGCGGAAACGGAGGACAGCCAGAGCUCCCAUCACCACCGCCACCACUCGCGUGUGUCCACCAGUUCCUCCAUCUCGGUGGGCUCGGACAUACUGCGAUCCCAUCAUGAGGACGACGUGGAUGCCGUGGGUGGGGAACGCCACCGCCUCUCACAUGCGGCGGCCAAGCACAAGAUGGCCAUCCGGCCGGCCAAGAAGAAGGGACCCACCAGGCAGCACCGCAUGACUCUGGAGACCUCCAUUCCGGAGGCCAACGAAGAUGUCCUGAAGAUGAGUCCCGGCCUAAGAGCUGUUCAUGAAGCAGACCUAAGGAGCAAGACGCGCUCUAUGCCACCGAAAACUCUGACUGCCAUUGCAUCCCCGGCCCAGGUGAUCACCGCCAGCUCGGUAACCACCAAGCGGACCAAGACAAUCGAGCAGAGCUCCACCCUCACCACAGUGACCAAGAGCUCAGCCUCCUCCACAUCACAGAUGUUCGGGCUUAGAGGUCUGACCACCAAGAGCAACACGUUGCUGGACAAUCGCGGAGAGUCCUCCACGGACGGGGAUGACUUCCUGGCCAACGAGCGGGAAAGGGAGAACGAGAGCGGCUUCCUGCGGCGCCUGAUCCACCGGAACUCCAAGCGGUCCAUUGCCAGGGCCAACGAUGGCGUGGACGACACGGAUUCCAGCCAGAGUGUGGCCAAGAAGCUGCAGAUCUCGACCUCCUGCUUGGAGGCCGCUGCUCGGGAACCCCUUCACGUGCCGGAUAAGUCGCGCAGUGCCACCUCCCACGAGCAGCACGUCCAGGAGACCCGCCAGACGAUCAAGCGGGAGAUUCACCACGAGGGCAAGCACGGCCUGAACGCCAUGGUCAGUAACUACGGCGUCCAUCCGCAACCGCCCACGGCAUUGAAGCCCAAGUCGGGUCCUGCCGCCAGGCAGCGCUACCUGCCCAAGGAACUGGGUGCUGCUCCGCAGGAGAAGAUCCCCUCCGCCAACGAUGUGACCAACCUGCUGUCGAAGAGCUCGCGGGGCAACGACACCUUCCAGUCCACCACUUUGGUGCGGGAACAGCAGACCAAAGUGGAGACCUCGGCGCACUUCGAGAGGAAGCCCCGGAUUGUGGGCCUGAGCGCCUUCCAGCAGAAGCUGUCGCGCUCCAGUGACUCAGUGGGCCAGCACUCCAGCUCCUCCAACUCCUUGGAGACCAGCACGGACGAGCCCUCGCCACUGUACUACGAGGAGAAGCAGCGCAAGACGGUGGAGAAGUCGCGCAGCUUCCGGAACUACGAGGAGGAGGGAGUGGACUCCGCGGCCAUGCACAACAACAUGCCGAGUUUGCCGGAUCUGUCGCUCAGUUUCCGGGUGCCCGCCCUCUACAAGCCCAGCACGCCCCAAUCCCCCUGUUCCCCCAUGUCGCCCAACGCCAAGUGCGUAUCCCUGGGCUUCGAGAUCAACGACAACAAGCUGCUCCAGGCACGAGCCGAAUCCGCUGGUCAGUUGCCAUUGAUGGCGAAGACCUCGCCGCAGAAGGCCACCACCACAAAGCUAAUUGUGAGCAGCCCGGGAUCGGCGAACAUCUCCCAGAUCGAGCAGAAUAUUGACCUGAUAGUGAAGUCACCGAUGGUGAACAUUCUGAGGAAGUCCGGCAAUGUGACGGAGAAGCUGCCCAAGGAGCCAUCUACUCCGGCCAAGCAGCGACCCAAGUUGCUGGACCUGGGAGCAAAGAUCACAGCACCUGCGGCCACUGCAAGUCCCAGUCCUGCGAGUCCCCUGACCAAGAGCGCCAAGCUCUCCAACAGUCCACCCACCACUCCGGCCAAGAACCAGAGCUCCUCCAGCAGCAGUCGCCGGAAUUCCAGCAAUGUGGAGGUCACUGGCGAGCCCGAGUUCAUGAAGAUCCAACUGAACCGCGUGGACCAGGCGCGUCUGCACAACAAGACCAACCACUUGGUGCUGGCCAAGAACUUGAAGUCGCCCACCGAGAGGAGUCAGAGCAGCGAUGACCUGAGCUUCAGGCGGAACAGCGGCGAGAACCUGGCGGGGAUUGAGAUUGUGGAGCAUCCGCAGCAGAAGCCUCCAAGUCCCGUGGUCAGGCCGACGACACUGGAACCCAGCUUGGGCCGCCAGUUGAGAUCCGUGAGUGCCAAUAGUGUGAGGACGAGCUACGGCAGCAGCAGUGAGGUAUUGGCCACCCAGGUCACACCUGCCACUACCCCCAGUACACCCAAGAGCAAUGGGUUUUCCAAGGCAGUUCCCAGGGAUGCAAAGGAGCAGGCCAGUCCCAGGGACUCGGCGAAGAGCAAUCGCCUCUCGCUGGAGGAUCGCAAGCGGCUGUUCCUUAGCGAGGAGCUAUCGAAAGGGGUGGAGCAGCGCAGGAAGUCCGUUACCAAGGGGGAGAGCUCUGCGCCACCCACUCCCUCGGUGACUCCAGCCACGCCCGCCAUCCCCGUCACCCCGGUCACUCCCACCACGCCCGAUCUGGUCGAGGUCAAUGGCAACAGCUCACCCACCUCCAAUCCCGUGGUGCUGCGCAAGAAAUCCUUUGCCAGCUGCAAUGGCAAUCCCAGUCCCUCCAAGGACGAUCCCACGCCGGAGCUGAUGAAGGUCUUUGCCCGCCGUUCGCUGAAGGUAAAGGAUGACGAUGUGGUGACCCUGGCACAGGUUCAAGCUACCGCUCCAGUGACCGUUGCCAAGAAGCUGCCGCCCAGUGGAGGCGGAGGCGGAGGUGGAGGGCAGAGCGUGGACAGCGACAAGGAGAACCAGUCGAACAGCGAGGAGAAGCUGGACAAGCUGGCGCCGAAGGGCGAGGCCCAGGUGACCCAUCAUCCCAGCAGCAAUCGCAACUCGGUGGCAGACUUCCGCAAUCUCAACAACAACAACAAUAACAACAACAACAAUCAGCAGCAGCAGAAGCUGCCGCCCAAGGUGGUCACCUAUCUGCCCCCCAUCAAGGUCAGCAAUCAAGGACGCAACAGCCUGAAUAACAACAUCAGCAACAACAAUGGGAGUGUAAAGCCCGCCGGCGAAAGGUUCUCCCUGCAACUGAAACAGGCCAAUCCGGCAGCAAUCACUCCAACGUCUCCGGCAGCAGCAGCCACACCCGUCGCCGUCCCCGCAGCAACACCAGCAACACCUGCAGCAGCAGCAGCAACACCCAACAAACCCAUCGAGAGGUCGGCCACCGUGGGCGAGUUCAAGGGAAUCCACCAGCGACGCGCCGAGUGGGAGCAGCGGGCCAAGGAGGCGCUGAAGUAGAUGGAGGAUGGAGAAUGGACGGAGGAGCAGGCGUUGCAGGAGUAGCUGAUCCUCGGCAGACCAGACUGUACCUAGCCUAGCUGCAAUCCAAGUGCUUUUGUCUAGUGAUGCUCUCUCCUUCAUGCAAUCCAAGCGGAUUGGGAGGCAACAAAAUUAUUAAGGGAAUAAUAAAAUUAUCAUUAUUAGAAUUAGCCCAAAACCUGUAAAGAAUCGCGAAAGAAAUCAAAGUUGAGGGCGCUGGUCGGGCGAGGUCAUCCAAAGACAAUAGCGACCUGCUCGGGUCCGGCUCCCAAGACACCAUAGGCAAUAACUAUAUACCGAUCUUCAAAAAGUGACUAGCAUAUACUUAUUUUUAGUCUAUCUGCGUACCGUUUACAAAUUGAAAACUAAGCUUCGUUUCGAAUUCGUUCUGUGCAUUUCAAAAAAUUUUAUACAAUAAACAAAGAAUGCAACUAACUCUUAACUGAAAAAAAAAACUGUAAGGACUGUGAGUAUAAUUACGAUUAGCAAGGAGCCUGAUAUUCGAAACAUCUGAUUUACGUUAAGUUGAUAUUUUGCAAGCUUUUAAUUGGUAGAAGAGAAUGAUUUUACUAUUUAGGCUAACUAUUAUUAUUUCUAGUAUCGUACCUAUUGUUUCAACAACCUUGUUUUUGCAUAAUCUUUGAAGUCUGCUGAGAUUACAAAUAACGAAUGGAAAUUUAAACAUAUUCUUACCCAAGCGUAUUUAAAAAAAUGCGAGUGUAAAAUUGUUGUUAAAGUGACAAGUUUGUAAAUGUAUAUAAAAAUAAACUAAUAAAUAUCCGAAAAAAUA